Messenger RNA from Neospora caninum, 1254 nucleotides. RefSeq lists its product as hypothetical. The transcript is spliced from 7 exons. Gene Ontology annotation, biological process: transcription initiation at RNA polymerase II promoter. The record is from RefSeq and is a predicted model, not a curated record. Gene Ontology annotation, cellular component: transcription factor TFIIE complex. Lineage: Eukaryota; Apicomplexa; Conoidasida; Eucoccidiorida; Sarcocystidae. Bases 1 to 1254 code for a protein of 417 amino acids.
AUGGCGUUUGCGAGCGAUGUCUCCAAGAUGAUGAUGGCGGCGCACCCGCCGCCUGCUGGCCGUCUGGCGAUGGCGUCCGGCGCCUCGUCUCUUCUCCAGCGGAGCAACAGUUCGGGCUCUCUGUCGUCUCAGAUGAGUUUCUCGUCGACCGCGCGCGGAGCGCUCCGGCCUCCCGGAGCGUCGGAGAAGUCCCAGCCGUUCCUCGGAGCCGCAGGCGCAACUUCGCGCACACCUGCGGGAGGGAACGGCGCGUUUCUCGCCUCGCACUUGCCGCUAGGUCGCGCAGCUGGGUCUGCUGUCUCGGGCCUCGACGCACGCCCCAGUCUCCGCCUGUCUCCUGGAGACGGGAAGCCGCGCGCAGGCUCUGCCGUUAGUGCGCCGAGUCAGGCGGCGCAGGGGAUGGUUGUGGUCUUUCGCGGGCAGCAAACCGGCGUCGGCUUUCUGCUGAACAAACUCCUCGAGCUCCUUAAGAAGGAAGCUGGCCGCAGCUUCCACGUCAAGGAAAUUGAGAAGAGCCUCAUUCAGAUGGGCUUCACAGGCCUCCACCCCUUCUUCCAACCCAAUUCGGAGUUCGUGAAGCUUCUGAGCAGCAACGAGCGGAUCGGCUACAACCCGCGCGCCCGAACGUUAGCGUUUCACAAUCCGUUCCAGACGAUCACUUCUUGCAGCGCCUUGCUGGCAAAAAUCCAGCACGAAGGGGCUCUCACUGGUUUGAAAGUCGACUCGGAGUUGCUGUGCGCGCAUGCAGAGAUGACGGACUGGAUUAAUUCGCUCCUCGCAUCUCGGCAAGUUCGGGCCAUUCGGUGCAACAACAACCACCUGCGGGGAAAGAGAAAAUGCGCUGCGCUUGGCACGAGUACAUUAGGAAGCGCGGCGAACUCGGCUGCAGUCUGCGAUAUCUACGCCGCCCGCAAGUGCGCGAAUUGUCGCCAGAACCUCUGCGGUCUGCUCCUCUAUCCGCUCGGCGAAGAAAUUUACGAACAAGCGAGAAUGGAUCUCGACGCCGAAGUGAAGGGGCUCUGGGAUUCAAUCGUCCUCCCGCCUCUCGAAGACAUCAUCAAAGAGUGCGAUCCGAACAGAAGCCUCACGCGCCAAACCGCAGCCGCGGCGGCUCAGGAUAAGACUCAGCUGAAACGACGCGCCGAGGAAAAGCGAGUCUCGAGAUUUCGCAGCAAGUUUCGUCGCAUCCACAACACGCACUUGUUUACCGCGGAAGAAUUGCGAGCAUUUACGAACGAACAAGCUUCGUCAUAG